Molecule: messenger RNA, 1179 nt
Organism: Microplitis demolitor
Lineage: Eukaryota; Metazoa; Arthropoda; Insecta; Hymenoptera; Braconidae
Product: heat shock factor-binding protein 1
Exons: 4
Coding region: 187-438 (83 amino acids)
Biological process (GO): cellular heat acclimation
Cellular component (GO): cytosol; nucleus
Molecular function (GO): transcription corepressor activity
Source: RefSeq, a predicted model, not a curated record
UGGGUGUUUACGUGAUUGUUAGAUCAAUUGAUGGUGCCUCCCUCAAGUUGUCACUAAUAUCUGCUAAAACUGUACGUCACAGAGAAAUCUCCCUAUCUAUGUAAUCCUUCAAUCUCUUGCUAUAAUAUAUACAAAAGUAAUAUUGUGUGAUAGUUGUUCACAAAAAUUGUGAAGUGAAACAUUAGAAUGGCGGAUAUUGAGCAAGAAAAAUCUGAUAAUGCUGAAAAUUUUUCUAUGGCCACUAAUGCUGAUCCUAAAAAUAUGCAAGAAUUAACACAAUUCGUUCAAAGUCUCCUUCAAGGAAUGCAAGAUAAGUUUCAAUCAAUGUCUGAUCAAAUUAUUGGAAGAAUAGAUGAAAUGGGAAGUAGAAUAGAUGACCUUGAAAAAAAUAUUGCAGAUCUGAUGACACAAGCUGGAGUUGAGGGUGCUGAUAAAUAAAUGAAUCCAUGACACAGAAAAACGUGAUACUAAAUUAUUACCACUUGAUAUAAAUUUUGUAUCAGUGCUGAUUAUAAAUAGAGUGAUACUAAAUUAGCAUUUACUACUGAUAUAAAUUAUAUACAAAAUAAAUUUUACAUGACACUCACUAUAUACCUAUUAUACAGUAUGCAAUAGAGAAAAUCUAUGAAUACAGAUAUAAUUUAUAACUUAUAUUUUGAUUUUCUUUUAUAUAAAACGAAAAAAUAAAAUGGUAUUUAUUUAUUGUUCAUUGAAUUUCUAAAAAAUACUCUCUUAAAUUUAAAAUAAAUGUAAAAUAAUUCAUCUGAAAAGAAAGUUCAGUAUACAACUUAACUGUAUUAUUUACAAUCAGUAGUCAAUGCAAACAUACAUGAAAAAUAAUACAAAAUUUAUAUCACUGUGGUACACUAAACUGUUGAAACUGUUUCAAGAGUAUUGAUAUUUUUUAGUAUCACGAUUUUUUUUUGUGUACGCCUAUCGCUUCAUAAAUUUCCAUAUCAAGAUAUUUAAUAAUACUUUAUUAGUAUUCACAACACAUUAUUGAAAUGCAAUCAACAUCAGAUCAAUUUUGAUUUCUGUAUACGUCAAAUAUGUAUAUGAUUCUUUCCAUUUUUCAAAAUAAUAUUACAUAAGUUAUAAUUAUUCAUACCAUUAAAUGAUUUUGUUACAAUGAAUAAUACUGUGAAAUCAAUUACAAAGCAAUACAUUGGAUUCAUUUUA